Molecule: messenger RNA, 474 nt
Organism: Racocetra persica
Lineage: Eukaryota; Fungi; Glomeromycota; Glomeromycetes; Diversisporales; Gigasporaceae
Source: the annotation of a GenBank genome assembly
AUGCCUGAAAGUCAGAAUAUCAAUUUAAUGGAAAUAUCACCUACGAUAUUUAAAAGCCCUCUGUUUACCCAGAGUAAUACUUUAAAAAAAUAUACUAAUGAUCCCAAAUUAUUUUCGGAUAAACCAUCUAACAAAAAAGCAAAGCAGAUAAAAAAAGAAUUGCUUAUACUAAAGAAACUUAUAGAAGAAUUAUCUACCGAACCUAGUACUCUGCAAGUUCUUGUAACUAAAAAAGAAAAUGCAAAUAAUUUUGUUGAUUUGUACAAUAAUAUAAUCUAUGCAGAAACUGAAAAUGAAAUUAUAAAUCGGGAAGUUAUAACUAGCUAUUAUCUUUUCGAUAAAGCACUUGAGGAUAAGUAUGACCAUUAUAAAAAAAAUAAACCUAAACGUACAGCUCAGGCAUUAGUUAAUAAAGAAGUUAGAUCGCAACUUCCAAACUCGAAAGAAAAAAGAAAGGGCACAAAAAAUUUAUAA